GAUGGCGGGGCGGGAAGGCGGCUGCCCCGGCAUGGCGGAGGUGGUGGAGUUCCGGGUGCCCGCGGGGAGCCACCAGACGCUGCUGGUCUGGGGGCUGGAGCCGCAGCCGGGGCUGGAGCGUUCCCUGUUUUCAGCGUUUUCCAAAUUUGGGCCGCUCUACUCGGUGCGAGCGCACCGAAACGCUGCCGUGGCAGGGCCGGGGUAUUACGCCAUCAUCAAGUUUUACUCAGCUGGAGAUGCCAGGAGAGCCCAGCGCACGUGCAACGGGCAGAGGCUGUUUCAGGAAUCUCCCUUGAAGGUUUGCGUUUGCACCAAGCAGAAAGGGUUUCAGCAGCAAGUUCUUGCUCUCAACAGCAACAAGUGCCAGGAGUUGGCCAACCACUACCUUGGCUUUAACGGCUGGUCCAGUCGCAUCAUCACACUGCAGAAUGUAUCUGGCUUUGAUGGUGAGAAUGAGGAACUGGGAGAGACGUUACAGAAGCGAUCCGUGAAAUACCUGUGUGCUGUAGAGGUGACACUGCCCCACCACAGGGUACGCACCAGGGGAGUUGCCCUCGGCAAGGCAGACGUAGAAAACAGCGGAGAUCCUCUCGAGUUUGUCACGGCCUCAAGGAGAGCUCAGAAAGUCGCAGUCGGGAAGGCUUUGUCUUGCGCCUUUCAGAAGAUACUCCUCGUAGUCUUAGAGAAUGGGAAAGUGGCCGUGGAGUACAAUCCCACCCAAGAGGAGCUCACAGACUCCUUAACAGAAGAGGAACUGAAGGGGCUUGUUCAGGUCAGUGAGUUGUCCGUGGAACAGUUUGACCUGGAAGAAGAAGUUUUGUCUGAUGUCAGUUUUGAUGAUGAGCUCCCUAGCCGGGAGGUGCCGUCUAAUUAGCGCAGCUCUGUUUUCACAUCGUUUCCAAAAGUUCUGCAGCGUUUGAUUCGGAAUGAAAGUCUUAACGCUGUGAAAUGACAUGUGCGUCAUAUCCACUGUUUUCUUUUUCUCCGGAUACGUAACAGCGCAAGAAAUGGGCAAUAAACCUAGUGUUACUAAAAUUAAGCCCAAAAAUAUAUGCUGUUUUUGGAGAGGAAGUGUUUUCCUGUCAACUUAUCCAGGUCAGCUAUAUAUAGAAGCCAGCUUAGCUGCACAAUUAUUAUUUAGACAGCAUAACAGAUGUGCGUGGCACUUAUAGAAAAAUAAAAGGAACGAGCCUGCCCUUCCAAGAGCCUUCAGUUCAGGUUCGCUCUGAUCCGCCGGAGAAAGCCGGAGACGGCAGAAGGAGCCGUCUUACCAGCAGGAGUAGCUGUGGUACUUAGAGACGCCUGCACAGGCACAGGGAAAAUACCGUUCUAAGUGAAAUUUCUUUUAAGGAAAUCAGCGUUAAGUCUUCUCGUAAUGUGUUGAGCCACAUGGGUUGAGCCCCAGCUACAAGGAGUUGGGACAUUGUCACGAUGUAAAGCAAAGGUUCUUUUUAAGAGGUUUUUCA
This is a messenger RNA of Chroicocephalus ridibundus (black-headed gull), 1466 nucleotides long. RefSeq names its product RAD52 motif containing 1 (gene RDM1). The record is from RefSeq and is a predicted model, not a curated record. Gene Ontology annotation, cellular component: nucleolus. Gene Ontology annotation, molecular function: RNA binding. The transcript has 7 exons. The coding region runs from base 2 to 874 and encodes 290 amino acids. NCBI's taxonomy places the organism in Eukaryota, Metazoa, Chordata, Aves, Charadriiformes, Laridae.